AUGCAUUUCUCCCUAGUGCUUCAGGCCAUCGCCGACGACGCUGAAGGGGCAGAAGAUGGUGAGAGUGGCCACCACAUCCGCCCCUGCGACAACCCGCUCUUCUCUACGGCCCCGCAUCAAGGCGGCAAGCUGACUAACAUGUCCUUCGUCGACGACCUCACCGACUUCAACUCGACCACCAGCCACUCCGACAUCAUUGACAUUACGAAAACUUCAGCCGAACGUCUAUGCCGUACCGCCUUCACCUAUGGGCUCAAGCCGCACCCAGACAAGACCAAGGUUAUCAUCUCCUUUAACGGGACGGGCUCCAACGUCGCACGCAGCAGGCUUGCACAGCAAAACAUUACGUCAAUCCAGCUGAGCAUCAUGUCGAUCUCGGUCCAGAUCACAGACCAGCACCGACUCUUAGGCACUAUCCUAACCAACGGCAGCAUGGGACCCGAGGUACAGAAUCGCAUGCGACGAACCGAAGCUUCGGCACGAGCUCUUGAGAGGCAAAUCCUAAGACGACGACGCCUACCCCGCAAAACGAAGAUCAAGUACGUGCACGCCCUCUCGACCGCCUCAUUGACCUUCAACCAUCACGUCUGGCCAACACUGACCCAGACCGACCACCAGCGCAUCUCCAACGCCUACUCGAAGCCCUACCGCACGGCAGCUGGACUACCCAAGACGAACUCGCAGCUUCAUCAUUUCACGGCCACCGAAGUAGUUGCUUACACAGGCAUCCCCGACUUCGACCACCACCAGUCUGCUGGAAGGUUGCGAUAUUUACCACGGCUUCUACGACACGCUCCUCAGCAGCUCCUCCAACUGCUUGACAACCAGCGACGGAGGAAGGGCUCAUGGACAUACAUGCUUUUCCAGGACUUCGAUUUCCUGCGCACAUACCUGGACGACCAGCGCUGGCCCACGACAAGCAAGCUCGACCCCGACGUUUUUGCAUGGGCUCGCACCACGCCGAAGCACUUCACCAACUCCGUCAACCUGGCCGUCACAAACUACAUCCGCGCCUUUAAAGACCACGCCCACGCCGACAAGCUCACCAAGGUGCUCAGACCCGACGGCCCCACGGGUGCGGACACUACGCCAUCACGCGACAACGGCGCCUACAACUUCAUCUGCUACGAGUGCGGAAUCGUAACCAAGACAAAGCAGGGCAUGGCAAUACAUAUCGGACGUGAACACCGACGACCUGAGCACCCGCGAAACUGGGCAUCGGGUACGUCGUGCAGAAUAUGCCGCCAGAACUUCCACUCCUUCGCCAAGCUAGUGAAGCAUCUAACCACGGUCGCCCGCUGCCGAAGGUCAUGGCACAUGUGGUACUUACAGGGACCUGCCCUCACGGAGGAGGACGUGGCCAACAACCAGUCGAUCUACGCGACCAGCAUAGCCGACAACAAACGCAGAGGACGCCCCGAACUAUACCACCAUAUCCCUACCCAUGCAUCCGACGUCACUCCCUUACCAUCACUCGACCUAUCACCUUCACCACCGCCAUUCUUCCCGACAGUACCUGAGCUCACACCACCACCACCAGCCCACCACCCUCGAACACCGACCAGAAACAGAUCUCUUCUUUACCUCACCAACACCGAGAGACACCCGAACGAUCUGUUGGACAUCACGGACCAACGACUAUGCUACAAGGGAAUGGUGAUGGAACGAGUUAUCAUGACCUUCGACGACCUCUACUCUGUCGACCACCCAUCACAGUACGACGCCCUCGACUCGAUCCACCAACACAUUCGACAAGGCGACUUCGCGGGAGUGAUGAUCAGCCUCUCAUCCAGGACGUGGACAGACCAAGGCGAGGGCGACCAGCAUGACAGAAAAGCAGCAUCUUCAAGAACAACCACAGAACCCUGGGGCAGAGUAAGCCUUGGAGGCGAGGCAGCCGAACGACGACUGGUCGCGAACCACCAUGCCCGCCUCGCCAUCCACACAUUCCACGUCGCCCACGUCGCCGAAGUACCAGCACUACUAGCACAAUCUGCAGCCCCAGCAGGGACAACGACGAUCUGGAACACUGAGAUGAUGUUCUACGCAGUGGAGAAUCUCGCUACGAAGAGACCGACCAUGGUAGACGUCACCAGCAGCAUCUAUGCAGUAUAUUACGGCUCCUCCGACGAGCACGACAAUCCAAUCGACAAUUUUGUCGCAUCCAUCGCGGGCAGCCCGAGCUGAUCAGAGUUGGCCGUAACAUGGCCCAUGAAGAUCAACAAGAGCGCGCACCACGGCAAGACCGCCGUAGCGCUCACGGAGACCGCCAACAACAUCAGGGACGCCCCCUCUAGGGAGAGGGGGGGGAGGACACGGUCCAGGUCUGACCUGGGCCGCCACCCGCGGGCAGGCCGUCAUGGGGCGCGCCUUCGGCGCACGCGCGGGCACGCCCGCGCGGACGGCUGCGUCCCGCGAGGACAUGGAGCCGCGAGCGAAGCGAAGCGAAGC
Molecule: messenger RNA, 2451 nt
Organism: Prorocentrum cordatum
Lineage: Eukaryota; Dinophyceae; Prorocentrales; Prorocentraceae
Source: the annotation of a GenBank genome assembly